AUGACAGAAACACCGGAAAAAAUAAAGGAUGGACCGGUUUAUGUGGCCUAUUCGGCGGAAGAUAUGCUAAAAUCACCUCGAGACCUUUAUAAAACUGUAAAAGAGGUCGCAAAGUUCGUAAAUUCGCCCGAAGGAAAAAGUAUCUCAGCGAGAUUCAAAAAAUUCGGCACUCCUCGGGAGGCAAUGGAUUUUUUGGCAUUUGGCGACGUGCCAACGACUCCAAACAUUGCUCAGGCUCCGCCCAUCGAACCGAACUCUCCGUUCUCGGGUGUCAAUCGAAUCCAGAUGAAUGAGUUCAAGAAAUAUGUGGAAAAAGGGGACAUGGAGAACUUUUUACGGCUGAUCGAAACGAAUCCGCGAUACCUGGUGAAUACGGGCGGUGACGUGGCAUCCAUUGUGAUGGAGGGAUUCCGGUAUAAUGCACUUCACAUUGCCGCCAAAUCCGGACAAACUGCGAUUAUAUCGACGAUUCUGGACUCGAUACAGAACAUCACCUUCCUGACACGUCUCUACGGAACGUCUCCAGAAGACGUCGCCGGACGUCGUCAGAACAUUCUAGACUCCUACCUCAACACUCCAGACAAGGGAAAUUCGGACACGCCCCUUCAUUUUGCGGCGAAAUUCGGAAAAGUGGGCGUGGUCAGGUUACUGUCACGACUGGCGGCGCAGGACCUGAAAAUGAGGAAUAAAAUGGGCAAGACGGCGAUGGAGAGCGCGUGUGAGCGGUAUAGCGGGGAGGAUAAGGCGGAAAUUCAGAUGGAGAUGCAUUUGGCCAUGGAGGGCCACUACGUCUAUCUCGUUCGCUCCCCUCAAUCAGGCUCCGCCCACUUUCAAAUCGCUCAACGGGACUCGUCGACAGUGUCUACAGUAACCACUGCACGUGCCGGACCAUUCGCUGAGCAAUGCGAUGCUCUGGAAUUCCAGAAAAGCUGGAAUCUGGCUGGAAAAGACUUGAAACGCACCGAUUUCGAUAAGGGAUACGAGAAAGUGGGGCGUGUCUUGGCAGAGAGCCAACGGAUCAAGUGGGCGGAGUCUUGGGCGAUUUUCGGAGAGCAUGAUGACGUGGCACUUCUGGAUCUGACCGACGACGAUGGGUUGAGGAUUCUGGAGAAGUUCUUGCAUUCGAAGAAAUUUGAAAAAUCGAAAAAAUCGAUUUUUGAGCCGCCAAAACCGGCCAAACCCGAAUUUCGACGACUCGAUUUUGGAAUUUUGGAUUCUGGAGAUUCAGAAGACGUCGGACCUUCAGAAGAGGCGCCAGAAGACGUCGACGACGUCUUCUAUGACACGUUUUCGGAAAUUCCGGAGAAUUCUGAAGCCGACGACACCUUGGGAUCCCUGACUGAUCGAUUCGCGGCGUUCUCCAUCAACUCCCCGCAAAUUCCGAAAAAUCGAUUUUCUGAAAAAUCUGGAAUUCCAGAUUUUUCUGAAAAUUCUGAAAAUUCGGAUUUCUCGGAUUCUGAAGAAUUUGUGACGCCUCCCACUACACCACCACCCACAUUUAUUGCAGAUGAUGAGCCGUGCAAGAUGGACGCCGAUCUAUUCGAGGUGCUGUGCAAGGUGCCAGCCGAGCAGCUGGCCAAAUUUCCCGAAAUUCAAAAAUAUGUUCAAAAGCUGGGAAAAUUGGAAAAUCGAUCGAUGUGGCUGCCAAUCGAUUCGCCGCGACGAUGCCAGAUGAUUCGACGGAAAUAUUGA
Caenorhabditis briggsae is the source of this 1692-nucleotide messenger RNA. Gene Ontology annotation, biological process: negative regulation of phosphorylation. The transcript is spliced from 6 exons. Gene Ontology annotation, molecular function: protein phosphatase 2A binding. Gene Ontology annotation, cellular component: endoplasmic reticulum. Bases 1 to 1692 code for a protein of 563 amino acids. NCBI's taxonomy places the organism in Eukaryota, Metazoa, Nematoda, Chromadorea, Rhabditida, Rhabditidae. The record is from RefSeq and is a predicted model, not a curated record.